Molecule: messenger RNA, 465 nt
Organism: Lactuca virosa
Lineage: Eukaryota; Viridiplantae; Streptophyta; Magnoliopsida; Asterales; Asteraceae
Source: the annotation of a GenBank genome assembly
UAUUUUGACCUUUUUAGAUCUGAAAGCUUGAUUUGUUUGAUCAAAUCGGAGAUGGGGAAGAUUCCGGUGAAGAUAAAGGCGGUGGUGUAUGGAUUAUCCCCGUUUCAGCAGAAGGUGAUGCCUGGUUUAUGGAAGGAACUCGCCAAUAAAAUCACACACAAAGUCACCGAGAAUUGGCUUAGCGCUAUACUCCUUGUCGGCCCUGUCGUUGGCACCUACUCGUACGUUCAGAAUUAUAAGGAAAGAGAGAAGAUGGAGCAUAGAUAUUGAAACUAAAGUCACAACUUCGAGUAAACUUGAAUAAAAUGGUUAAAGUUGGUUUUAUCCGAUAAUUAUUUUUUAGGAGAAAGUUGCUUAUAAACUUAUGGAUAAAUUAUAUCUUUUUCGUCUUUGUGAUUCAUUGAAAAUCCUGAAAAGAAUCGUUAUCGCAUUUUGUAACGUUUUUCCUUUAGUGGUGGAUGACAU